CUCCCGGCGCCGGGCGGGGCGGGCCCGAGCGCGGCGCGUGACGCGGGGCGGGGCGAGCGCGGACGGCGCUGCCGAGGCCGCGGUUUCCAGGCCGACUCCGAGCUCCGGUGCCGCCGGGGCGCCCGCCCCGCGCGCAGGUCGAGGCCCCGCCGGGGGCCGGGCAGGGGGGCGACAGGCGCGGGAGGGGGCCUGGGGGUCGGGCGCCGCGGCGUUAGCCGAGCCCGCGGACGCUGUCUCGGCCGGGUGGGAUCGGCUGUCUCGGGCGGCGGAGGUUUCCGGACCGGCGGCGGCCGGAGACGGGGGGCGGGGUUUCCGGACCGGCUGGGGGCGGGGCAGGGGGGCCGCGGGGCGGGGCCGGUUGUCCGGGCUGCCGACGCGCUGCGCUCAUCCCGCACCCCCCUCGCGGCGGUGCUCGGGCCGGGGGACGACCUGGGACAUCCUGGCACCCCCAGGCUCACGCGUCACUGCUGCUUUCCAGAAAUGGGCGUAGUAACAGUGCCUCGAGGGAGUUUUUGGGGGGGGGGGUCCACGGAGAAAAGGCCAGUGCGUGACUCCGGCCCGGGCCCGUGGGAAGCCCAGCCGGUGCGAGGUGGCUCUUUAGGCCUGGAGGGGACCUUUCCACCACGGAAUGCCUGGCGAGGGCCUUCACCCUCUGCCCCACCCCUGGACAGUCAGAGGCCUACUGUAUCCUGGAAGGAUGCUCAUAUGUUCCUGUCUAACCUCUCAUUUCACAAAAAAGGCCAGUGUGUGCACCGCUCCCCAGCCAUGGCCCUGGCCAGCAUCAACGAGCUGCCCGAGAAUAUCCUGCUGGAGGUAUUCACACACGUGCCGGCCCGCCAGCUGCUGCUCAGCUGCCGCCCCGUCUGCAGCCUCUGGCGAGACCUCGUUGAUGUCUCGACCCUCUGGAAACGCAAGAGUCUGCUGAAGGGUUUCAUCACUGAGGACUGGGACCAGCCCGUGGCCGACUGGAAGAUCUUCUUCUUUCUGUGCAGUCUCCGCAGGAACCUCCUGCGCAACCCGUGUGCUGAAGAGGGUAUGGCAUCGUGGCAAAUCAUCUCCAACGGGGGAGACCACUGGAGGGUAGAGAGCCUCCCUGGAGCGCAUGGGACAGACUUUCCAGACUCCAGAGUCAAGAAGUAUUUUGUCACGUCCUAUGACCUGUGCCUCAAGUCCCAGCUGGUGGACCUCAAAGCCGAGGGCUACUGGGAGGAGCUGCUGGACACGUUCCGGCCCGACAUCGUGGUUAAGGACUGGUUCGCCGCCAGAGCAGACUGUGGCUGCACCUACCGCAUCGGAGUACACCUGACUUCGGCCGACUACCUCACCUUGGCCUCCUUCGAGCCCCCGCCUGUGACCAUUGAGCAGUGGAACGAUGCCAGGUGGACAGAGGUCUCCCACACCUUCUCAGACUACCCUCCAGGUGUCCGCCACAUCCUUUUCCAGCACGGGGGCCAGGACACCCAGUUCUGGGCAGGCUGGUACGGGCCCCGUGUCACCAACAGCAGCAUCAUCAUCAGCCAUAAGAUGACUCGGACCCCGGCCCCCUCCACGGCUCAGCUGGAGGCCACGCAGGGGUAGGAGGAGGCUGCCCACUCGCCUGCCCCACUGGAUCUCCACAAGCCCUUCUGACAGUCUGUCAUCUGACAGCCAUUCAUCCAUCCUUAGGCCAGGCCAGCCGAGUGCAGAAGCUCCCCUCCAGGCAAGAGCUGAGCAUGUUGUGGGCAGUGAGGCCCCUGCCCCGGGAGCUCCUGCCCUAGUUCCAACCUUAGGCAAACCCACCAGUGUGUGGUAACUUACUGUCGUGUAGCUCUGACAUUUUGUCACAAGAAAUGUUUUCAGUAAAACCAGCCUGGGGCUGCGCUGGGGGGGGGGAGGGGGGGGUCUGGGGGUCUUUGGCACUUCGGUAGAGAAGCAGCCCUCCCUCUCCAAUUACUGACAACCUAGCUCAGCCCUUGGGGCCCUUUUAUUGAAACAACUCACAGCACAGUACUUGGGACAGACAGAGUUGGCCGGCCAAACGCCAGGAGGCUGAGGAAUUGUGGUCCCACACCUUCCCUGCCCUCCUGGGGAGAAUCCCUCAGUGAAGGCAACCAGACCUGAGCAGCCCCGGGCUGGAGCGGGGCGGUCCACACACAGGCAGUAAGAGCACUUGCAGUCAGGGUGGCCCUGCAGCGCUGCCCUGGGCCGGGGCCCCUAACAUCUGACAGUCGUGGCAUCCAUGGGCGGCAGGCACACCCUCAGCUGCUUUUAUGAGCCCGCUCUUCCACGUAGAGCUGCAUCUGAUGGACAGGAACAAACAGCCAUGGUCAGACAGACAGCUCGGGCAUCUACUCUGGAGGGCCCUCGAGCCCCUGGCAGGCAGAUCACCACCGAGGGUCGGGCUGUGUGGCCACAGCCAGGGGCUAAGGGAAAGGGGGAAUCGGCAAGGGGCUUACAGUAGGCAUUCCUGGUCCUCUGCCGCAAGCCUUGAUACACAAGUCCUUGGGCAAGGCCUCAAACCCUAAAUAAAGCUUAACCUGGACCCCAUGCAGCUCACCUUUAAAA
Messenger RNA from Equus quagga, 2544 nucleotides. Its product is annotated as F-box only protein 6-like. The coding region runs from base 481 to 1578 and encodes 365 amino acids. Gene Ontology annotation, molecular function: protein binding; ubiquitin protein ligase activity. The transcript has 7 exons. NCBI's taxonomy places the organism in Eukaryota, Metazoa, Chordata, Mammalia, Perissodactyla, Equidae. Gene Ontology annotation, cellular component: SCF ubiquitin ligase complex; endoplasmic reticulum quality control compartment; cytoplasm. Gene Ontology annotation, biological process: SCF-dependent proteasomal ubiquitin-dependent protein catabolic process; glycoprotein catabolic process. The record is from RefSeq and is a predicted model, not a curated record.